AAGUGCCAUUUAAAUUUCAAAACAAUCCAUGCCAAUAACAAACAAAACUGAUUUCCAUGUUGGAUUCUAAGUGAAUUACAAACACACACACAGACACGCAGUACAGCGCAUGCUGUGAUCGAGGGAACACUUCAGAUUUAUCAACACGCACGAUCGCGUUCAUCAAAUUUGCUUAAACUGAGCAUUCUAAAGUACGGCUGUCUUUUACAUUAAGGAUUCUAACACACCAACAUGAAGCAGACGCUUUACAAGAGUUGCGUGUAGGGGGGAAACACGCCAAACUUAUGAAAUGUGAAGGCUCAUGGAAGCAGCUUAAAGGUAGAGAGGUCAUCUGCCGCUUUUAUUGGUGUCCAUGUGAAUGUACUCAGUGCUCCGCUUUUAUGAUUGGGAUAAUACUGAUUAAGAGUCGACCAUGUAAGCAGUGAUUUUUGAUUACCUUAAAGGAUCACGCGAGUCCUGAAAUGCGGAGGUUUUUCUUUCCGUUCGCCAUGCGGUAUCAACAUCCAUUAAAACAUCCGGAAUGAAAAUAUGCUGGUUCGCGAUUGAAAGUAGGGCCGUGAGGUGAGGGGGGGUGGGGUUUGUAGCGGAUGAAAGUGAAGACCGGGGGGUUCGCUCACUUUUCUGCUGCCCAGGGCAGCUGCCUAGGUCGCCUCUAUGCACGCGCCGUCCCUGAACACCAACGGCCACAACACAAAUAAAAAGAAACUGCAACUGCGUUAUUUUUUUUAACACGUUAAAUAUUUCAAAGUAAUCACAUGCAUUAACGCGCUAAUUUUGUAUAUAUAUUUUGAAUAUUUAAAUUGAAGCUAGGUUAGCCUAGCUGCCUCAUACGCUGACCAUUCAACAGCUUACUUCAUGCACAGCAUGAGAGGUGAAAUUAAAAAAUAAUCUAAUAAUAAUUAAUUAAACCGUGAUUUCUCUUUUUUUUUAAGCCAGAACGCCUGAUAGACUAUUGUUGUGCAAUGAAAUAUAGCGUUACUAACCGACGAGAAUGGCGACACUGAUGGAUUUGUGCCGAAUAUUAGCAUCAUUGACAUAACAAUGUACAGUGCCUAUUACUGUCAGCAUGUUUGUGUGCAUUUUAUACAGUUUCUAUUCUAAUUUGCAGUUAAGUUAAUCAAAGUAUAAAUAGCAGAACUGAACAAAUAAAUUUUCCCCUACCAGCAAUUAUUAAUCCGACAACAAAUAUAAAAACAGACACUAACCCCUUAUAGCAUCGUCACCAAUGACCAGUCUUCAAAAGACCGACAAAAACAACAGUGAAUUGUAGCUCUGACAUGGACAUGGGCGAUAUAAAUGACUGAAAAACAGCUGCGGGUGAAGUAUAUUGAUCGUAAGUGCUCAGUUUGUGAUCAUAUCUCGGUUUUGUUCUGUUAAUAUGUAAUUUCAAAUAUUUGUAGCAUGAAAUGGAGGCAAAUAUUAUUGCUAUUAGUAUGAUUAUUAUUGCGAGGGCUUAAAUUGAGCAGUGCUCAUAAUAUCGAGCGAAAAAAAAAAAAGACAGCUGUGAAACACAACCUGCUUUGUGUUUUUGUAGGAAACACAGUUUGGAUGUGUUUAGGGUAAGAGGUGUGUGAGUUAUUGCAGUCGGUCUAUAACUUAAUAUGUCCGGAAUAUUAAAACAAAACCAACUUAACCCCGCUCUUUUAGUGCCCCGCACACAGCUUAAUCCACGCUGGCAUUUCUCCCCUUGGAGUUUAGAUUUUGCAAAGGGAAAAAAUUCCACCAUCCUGUCUAAAUUUUUAGCAUAGCGGGUAUCAUAUUUGCACAAUCCAUAUGCACAACGCUUUGGCCUGUUUCCCUCACUCGAAAGCGUGACAGUACUCCUGCGCGUAGCUACGAUUGCUAACCCACAGUGUGUGGCGGUUUUCGAGUGUGGCUUAGCGAAGGGUCAAUUUCUGCGUGGUGAAUGGCCGCCAGUACACAGUGAUGUGUGUCUGUGGAUUAAUUUAUGAGAAAGUGCUGGUUCGAUCCAAGAACUGCACACUAUUAUGAGUGCGGAAAGAGAAGCUAUACACUUUAAUGUUUGUUGUAUUUUCAUUGGUGUUUAUUUGCUUCAAGCUGUUAAUUUUAUACAUCAGUUUAUACUUUGUUUCAUAAUUGCGCUUUGUUAGAAAAAAUCCUGAUUGUUGUUACUUAAUUUAAUUAUUUCUGUUUUAUUUAAGUGCAUCUUUGACGUUUUAAGUGUUUAAUAAACAGCACUUCACCGCACACAUGAUUAAGACGGCUUUUUGUCUACAUUCAGAGAUUGUUUUGGUUUAGGAGUACCCAAGUUGGAGCUUUCUGUUGAUCUUUCGUUGUUCCCGCCUCGCCGUGAUGACGUCAGCGCUGACGCGUUCAUUCAGCGUCGAGUCUUCAGAGCUGAGCUCUGCCGCCAUCAGUGAAAGACAAAGACAGAGUUUAUUGAAGGACAGUGAGAAGAUGAGUGAUCCAGAACCCUGCAGAAUUAAACAGGAAGAGACUGAAGAACUAAUAGAUCUGAAGGUGAAGAGUGAAGAACUGAGUGAAGAUGAGGAGAAACCGUACCAGUGUUCACACUGCGACAUGAGAUUUUGUGAUUUAGGAAACUUGAAUUCGCAUAAGAAGAUCCACACUGGAGAGAAAACACACAAGUGUGAUCAAUGCGGCAAAACAUUUAUGAUGCCUUCACAGCUGAAGACCCAUCUUAGAGUUCAUACAAAGGAGAAGCCUUAUUCAUGCUCUGAGUGCGGGAAGAGUUUCAGACGUCUGUCAAAUUUAAAAGCGCAUCAGAAGAUCCACACCGGUGUGAAAGAGCAUGUGUGCAUUGAGUGUGGGAAGAGUUUCAUCAGAGCUGGAGAAUUGAAAAAUCACCAGAGGAUUCACACCGGAGAGAAACCGUACAAGUGUUCACACUGCGACCGGAGAUUCGGUCAGUUACAAAUAGUGAAAGUACAUGAGAGGACUCACACCGGAGAGAAGCCGUACGCUUGUACUCAAUGUGGGAAGAGCUUCAAACAAUCACCAAGCUUUUAUCGACACAUGCAGAUCCACACUGGAGAGAGACCGCAUACAUGUGAUCACUGCAGCAAAACUUUUCUCUGGCCUUCAGACCUGACGAGACAUCUGAGAGAUCACACAAACGAGAAGCCUUAUGCAUGCUCAGAAUGUGGAAAGAGAUAUACAGAGCAGUCAACCUUGAGAAGACAUCAGAAGAUGCACACCGGUGUCAAAGAGUUUGCGUGCUUUGAGUGUGAGAAGAGUUUUAUUAGAGCUGCGGGUUUGAGACAACACCAGAGGACUCACACUGGAGAGAAACCGUACGUGUGUUCACACUGCAACAAAACGUUCAGAUAUUCAGGACACCUGAAAGCGCAUGAGCGGAUCCACACUGGAGAGAAACCGUACACUUGUACUCAGUGUGGGAAGAGUUUCAGCGUUUCAUCGUCUCUUAAUUCACACAUGCUGAUCCACACUGGAGAGAAAAUUCACAGAUGUGAACAGUGUGGCAAGACAUUUUUGAGGGCUUCACAGGUAAAGAAACACCUUAGAGUUCAUACGAAGGAGAAGCCUUUUCAAAACAUUGACCUUCCUGAAAACUCUCUUCUGCAUACUUCCGGCCGCAAACGUAUCCGCUCUAGCAACAACCAGUCUUCAGAGCUGAGCUCUGCCGCCAUCAGUGAAAGAGAAAGACAGAGUUUAUUGAAGGACAGUGAGAAGAUGAGUGAUCCAGAACCCUGCAGAAUUAAACAGGAAGAGACUGAAGAACUAAUAGAUGUGAAGAGUGAAGAACUGAGCGAAGAUGAGGAGAAACCGUACCAGUGUUCAGACUGCGACAUGAGAUUCAGUGAUUUAGGAAACCUGAAUUCACAUAAGAAGAUCCACACUGGAGAGAAACCACACAGAUGUGAUCAAUGCGGCAAAACAUUCAUGAUGCCUUCACAGCUGAAGAACCAUCUUAGAGUUCAUACAAAGGAGAAGCCGUAUUCAUGCUCCGAGUGCGGGAAGAGUUUUAGACAGCCGUCAAAUUUAAUAUCGCAUCAGAAGAUCCACACUGGUGUGAAAGAGCAUGUGUGCAUUGAGUGUGGGAAGAGUUUCAUCAGAGCUGGAGGAUUGAAAACUCACCAGAGGAUUCACACCGGAGAGAAACCGUACAAGUGUUCACACUGCGACCGGAGAUUCAGUCAGUUACAAAUAGCGAAAGUACAUGAGAGGACUCACACCGGAGAGAAGCCGUACGCUUGUACCGAGUGUGGGAAGAGCUUCAGAUCAUCAGCAAUCCUGAAACAACACAUGAAGAUCCACACUGGAGAGAAACCUUACAAGUGUUCACACUGCGACAAGAGAUUCAGGCAUUCAAAAACCUUGACUUCACACAUGCUGAUCCACACUGGAGAGAAAACACACAAGUGCGAUCAAUGCGGCAGAACGUUUAAGAGGCCUGCAGAGCUGAAGAAACAUAUUAGAGUUCAUACAAAGGAGAAGCCUUAUUCAUGUUCUGUGUGCGGGAACAGUUUCAGUAACGGCUCCAAUUUAAUAACACAUCAGAAGAUCCACACUGGUGUGAAAGAGCAUGUGUGCCUUGAGUGUGGGAAGAGUUUUAGUAGAGCUGGGGAAUUGAAAAAUCACCAUCGGAUCCACACCGGAGAGAAACCGUACAAGUGUUCACACUGCGACAAGAGAUUCGGUCAGAAACGAUCACUGAAGGGACAUGAGAGUAUUCACACUGGAGAGAGACCGUACACAUGUACUCAGUGUGGGAAGAGCUUCAGAUCAUCAACAAUCCUUCAACAACACAUGAAGAUCCACACUGGAGAGAAAAAUCACGAAUGUGAUCAAUGCGGCAAAACAUUUCUCUGGACUUCAGAUCUAAAGGAGCAUCUUAGAAUUCAUACAAAGGAGAAGUUUUAUUCAUGUUUAGAGUGUGGGAAGAGUUUUACGCAACGGUCAAGUUUAAGACAACAUCAGAUGAUCCACACUGGUGUGAGAGAGUUUGUCUGCUUUGACUGUAAGAAGACUUUUAUUACAUCUAGUGCCUUGAAACAGCACCAGAAGAUUCACACUGGAGAGAGAACUUACGUUUGUUCACACUGCGACAAAGCAUUCCUUCAUGCAGCACAUCUGAAAAUACAUGAGCGGAUUCACACUGGAGAGAAACCGUACACGUGUACUCACUGUGGGAAGAGCUUCAGAGCUUCAUCAUCCCUUCAUUCACACAUGCGGAUGCACACUGGAGAGAAACCGUACACGUGUACUCAGUGUGGGAGGAGCUUUACAGCUUCAUCGUCCCUUAAUUCACACAUGCUGAUCCACAAUGGAGAGAAAACACACAAAUGUGAUCAGUGCAGCAAGACAUUUUUAAGGGCUUCAGGGCUGAAGAAACAUCUUGGAGUUCAUUCAAAGGAGGAGCCUUUUCAUUAGCAUCAACAAAAAUGACCUUCCUGAAAACCCUCUUGUGCAUUCACAAACACAGGACUUCACAGUCAAAUGUGUGUGUUAAUGAAUUCCAGUAAUUUGUAAAUAGAGCACAAGUUCAAUCACAAUUUUGUUUAUUUUUUUAUAAUCACUUUUCAGGACGUUCACCUUUAUUGGAUAGGAAAGUAGAAAGAAUUGACAGGAAAGCAUGGGGAGCAGAAAGAGGGGGAGGAUCGGCGUAGAACCACAAGGCGGGAAUCAAACUCGGGUCGCCGUGAGCACCGGAGUGCAUGUGUCGACGCUCUACACCACUGGCGCCGACUAGUUCAAUCACAAUUAGCAUAAUCCCCAGCUAUUAUUAUUAAUAACAAUAAGGUCACCUGAUAUGAUUGGUCCUGCUAAUAAUAACUCUGAGGACCCCAAAAUGGUGUUGGUUCUUAGUAUUGUCCAAGUUACCCCCAGAGGCGACCCUGGACAAGCUAUUCACAUCAGAGCUCCGAGUGUAAACAUACUAUAGACGGGCAUAGAUUAUUUUAUUUAUCUUGAUUAAUCUCACUGUAAUCUUUAAAUUAAUCUAGAUUAAAAUGGCUUAUUUGAAUUCCGGCAAAGGCAUUCAGAACAUGUUUGCUACCCAAAUAAUAAGUCUUUGAGAACGGGUUUUUCAAGCCAGGUGGCGCAUCAGACCAGGGGCUCAUCUCCUGUUUCCAAAAUGCAUCAUAAACUACUUGAGGAACUGUUCUACUAUGAUAAUUGGUGAUG
This is a messenger RNA of Danio rerio (zebrafish), 6129 nucleotides long. Lineage: Eukaryota; Metazoa; Chordata; Actinopteri; Cypriniformes; Danionidae. The record is from RefSeq and is a predicted model, not a curated record.